Messenger RNA from Daphnia magna, 1598 nucleotides. RefSeq lists its product as uncharacterized. Lineage: Eukaryota; Metazoa; Arthropoda; Branchiopoda; Diplostraca; Daphniidae. The transcript has 3 exons. Bases 704 to 1495 code for a protein of 263 amino acids. The record is from RefSeq and is a predicted model, not a curated record. Gene Ontology annotation, cellular component: extracellular region. Gene Ontology annotation, molecular function: chitin binding.
AUUUGUUUUUUGUCAUCCCCGCAGUCCAGUUUUCUUUCUUUGAAACGCACGAUUUUGUGUUUUGCAGUUACAAGUAUACAUACUGGAUGUAAUUGUUCUAAACAAGUUCGAUAGUGCAUGAGUGCACUUAUAUCCCCGACGCAGCAACAACAUAUUUCUUGUGCCAAUGCCAUCCAUCUUCCGAGAAAGGAAAGAUGGAUAUUCAUGUAGAAUACGGAAUUGGUUUGAUCGCUGACGUGGGUGGAUGUUUGUAACAAAAUUAAUUCAACCUGCGCACGUCUGUGUUGAGUUACUAAGAAUUGCUACACUGUUCAAAAUCCUGCUGCUAAUCAGCUUAACGCGUUUUGUUUGAUACCCAAUAGCCAUGUUGUCCUGUACUUAACUACCGACCGAAUUUUCCUACACUCUCCCUCAUAAGAACUAUAAACUUAGCGACGUAGCAUAACAUGAGAGAUAUCGUCUAAAAGAUACCGAGGACUUUUGAAUGAUGCAUCACCUGUUUCUUUUUUCCGCUUCUCACUAAUAAGGGAAAGGGGGGAAAAAAGCAAACGGGACAACCGACCGAGGCCUUAAAGCUCAUAAGCGACUUAUCGCUUAUGUCCUCUAUACAUGUGAGCUUCUGUCACGUCUCCUUUUAUUCGCGAUUUCUCUUCCAUCUUCUUGUCUUUCUUCUUUUUAUUUUGCAUCGCUCGACGCGGUCCAAAUGUUGGCUGGAGGACUGGCGUGGGCGGCCAUUACAGGCGUCGGAUUGGCGGCUCCCCGUACGCCUUUACAGAUCCAGAGAGCCACGUUAGGUAGCAUCCAGCCGAUCAGGACCGUGGAGAGGACCAACCGAGAUUGCGACCUCAACGCCCUGGCUCGUGUCAUGGACGACACUUACUGUGACAAGUACUACGUUUGCUCUGACGGCAAAUAUGUCGGUCUCUUCUGUCCUGUUGGCAUGGCCUUUGACUACGGCCUGCAGGAGUGCCACCUCAAGCAACGCGUCGACUGUUCCAAACGCCCUCUCUUCUUCAGUGACAGCCUUUUGUCGGGAACGGAAGCAACUACUUCGACAACGCAAACUACGACACAAACUCCUGGUCGAAUGACGUCACCACCAGUCACAGUUACUACCCCAGCACCGAAUUCACUGCCAGGACAAAUGACCGGAUCUUUGAUGAUGCUGCCAUUUGGAGCUACAGUAACGAUUCCGUUCGGAUCGACCAUUUUCUUGCCAUCAGGUUCGCAGAUUCAAAUGCAACAGCAACAACAGACAGUUUCAACGCAGGAGCAAUCGCAUCAGCAUCACGAACAACCGACAUCUGCAGUGCCGGGGCAUUCGCAUCAUCACCACCAACAUCGUUCCGGUUCUGCUUCGUCCGAUGUUGUUGAUGCCAUGAAUGCUCCCGGUAAUAUAGAAUCACAAUCAGCUAAUAGCAAUACUGAUUUCGAUUACUAUUUCGAUGACGAAGGCCUGUCAGAUGCUUCAGCAACCCCUGUCGGCGGCCAGUGAUGCUGCUGCAGAGCAAAUAGGGCGGGAGCUGACCGCCGGGAGUGAUUCUAAAUGGUUGUAUAGUCGUGUAAUAAAUACACGCCACAAUCGCCGUACUAAUUUA